AUCUCCCAUCGGGCCAUGCGCACUAUAACAGGCCCCCCCCCUUAGGUGGCGCCGGAGCAUUGUGGGAUUGGAUGAGUCUCAAGAUGGACAACCGGGAUGUUGCAGGGAAGGCUAACCGGUGGUUUGGGGUUGCUCCCCCCAAAUCUGGAAAAAUGAACAUGAACAUCCUUCACCAGGAAGAACUCAUCGCUCAGAAGAAACGGGAAAUUGAAGCCAAAAUGGAGCAGAAAGCCAAGCAGAAUCAGGUGGCCAGCCCUCAGCCACCGCAUCCUGGCGAAAUUGCAAAUGCACACAAUUCUUCCUGCAUCUCCAACAAGUUUGCCAACGACGGUAGCUUCCUGCAGCAGUUUCUGAAGUUGCAGAAGGCGCAGACAAGCACAGAUGCGCCCCCCAGCGCGGCCAGCGCCCCUCCCAGCACGCCCGCCCCCAGCGCCGGGAAGAGGCCCUUCCUCAUCAGCAAGCGGGCGGGCCUGGCGCUGGGCAGCGUGCCGGGCACGGUGAAGAACUACUCGCACGCCAAGCAGCUGCCCGUGGCGCACCGCCCGAGCGUCUUCCAGUCCCCCGACGAGGACGAGGAGGAGGACUACGAGCAGUGGCUGGAGAUCAAAGUUUCACCCCCAGAGGGAGCCGAGACUCGGAAAGUGAUAGAGAAAUUGGCCCGCUUUGUGGCAGAAGGAGGCCCCGAGUUAGAAAAAGUAGCUAUGGAGGACUACAAGGAUAACCCGGCGUUUUCAUUUUUGCACGAUAAGAAUAGCAGGGAAUUCCUCUACUACAGAAAGAAGGUGGCUGAGAUAAGAAAGGAAGCACAGAAGUCGCAGGCAGCCUCUCAGAAAGUUUCACCCCCAGAGGAUGAAGAGGCCAAGAACCUUGCAGAAAAGUUGGCCAGGUUCAUAGCGGACGGGGGUCCCGAGGUGGAAACUAUCGCCCUCCAGAACAACCGCGAGAACCAGGCCUUCAGCUUCCUGUACGAACCCAACAGCCAAGGGUACAAGUACUACCGGCAGAAGCUAGAGGAGUUCCGGAAAGCCAAGGCCGGCUCCACGGGCGCCCUCACGGCACCCGACCCCGGCCUGAAGCACAAGUCCCUUCCUGAGGCCCUGUCAGGGUCCUUGCCCCCGGCCACCACCUGCCCCACCUCGUCCACCCCCACGACCGCCGUCACCCCUGCCCCAGCCGCCCCCGGGAAGCCAGCCUCCACAGCCACCGCCAAGAGGAAGCGGAAGAGCCGGUGGGGGCCCGAGGAGGACAAGGUGGAGCUGCCACCUGCUGAGCUGGUGCAGAAGGACGUGGACGCCUCCCCCUCACCUCUGUCAGGUGGGCUCACCCUUUUCACGUGCUGCUGACUUUGGUUUCCUAGCAUUUCACUGAGGAUUUCUGCAUCUACAUUCUCCUUUUCUUGUAGAGUCUUUGUGUCUCGCUUCGGUACCAGAGCAAUACUGGCCUCACAGAUAAAUUUGGAAAUGUUCUCUCUCUGGGUUUUUGGAAGCAUUUUAGAAGA
Microcebus murinus (gray mouse lemur) is the source of this 1498-nucleotide messenger RNA. The record is from RefSeq and is a predicted model, not a curated record. NCBI's taxonomy places the organism in Eukaryota, Metazoa, Chordata, Mammalia, Primates, Cheirogaleidae.